Messenger RNA from Pimephales promelas (fathead minnow), 2152 nucleotides. Lineage: Eukaryota; Metazoa; Chordata; Actinopteri; Cypriniformes; Leuciscidae. The record is from RefSeq and is a predicted model, not a curated record.
AUUAAUAUUCAUGAGAUAGAUCUUCGUGUGGUCACCAUUGACAAAUUCCACCCUCUGCUGCGUAUCCUUUUCCUAAUAUUUUAACUGCUUCGUCUAAGGGCAGAACGGAGUGCAGCUUGCAGUUUUUAAAGUACAGAAGUUGAUGUCCCCUGAAUAACGUGUUUCCAGAGCGAAGACAGAUCUUUUGUUACUGCUACUAUGGCACACUCGAGUGAAGAUGGGGACUAUGUAGCUGAUGGUGAAGUUGGAUGGUCCUCCAUUGAUCAUCGUCUGAAUUCCUUCCAGCAUUUCCCUCAUUUUGAAGAAAUUUCAGCGGAGCGUCUGGCCCGUGCAGGCUUUUAUUUCACAGGCGAGGCAGACAAGGUGUGCUGUUUUAGCUGCCAUGCGACGGUGGAGGACUGGAACAGAGGGGAUACCCCAUUGAAGAGACAUCAGCAAGCAUCUCCCGGCUGCAAGUUCCUUAGCUGUGCUCACGGCUUGAGAAGCUCCAACCUCGUCCACAGCCCUGCUUACGACGAAGUGGCCGAAGCCAGAGAUUUCCUCCUCCGCACGGGAGGGGUGGUGGAUCAGACCAUUUAUCCCACUGCGCCGCACAUGAAGAGUGAGGAAGCUCGGCUGUACACUUUCAGUGACUGGCCUGCAGACGCUCCGGUUCAGCCCGAAGACCUGGCGGGUGCAGGGAUGUAUUACUAUGGGACAAAUGACAAAGUGCAGUGCUUCUGUUGUGGGGGGAUUCUGGAAGGAUGGGAGCAAGGUGACGAUGCUUGGGAUGAACAUGCAAAGCACUACCCAAACUGCUUCUUCAUCUUGGGACAUGAUGCGGGCAAUGUGCCACUGACAACACCUCGACCCAGGCUGAAUGGCCGCAUGGCCUCCAUGGAGACUUAUGAGGGGCGUCUUGAAAGCUUCAGAGGCAGACAACACCCCAUAGAUCCUGAGAGGCUGGCCAGAGCUGGUUUCUACAGCACAGGAGUGCAAGACCGUGUGAUCUGCUUUAGAUGUGGAGGAGGAGUGAAGGACUGGAUACCUGAGGAAGACCCUUGGGAGGAGCAUGCCAAGCACUAUCCAGGCUGCAGUUUCCUUCGGGCAGAAAAAGGAGGAGAAUAUGUCAGCAAUAUACAACUGAGAUAUCCGAAUGGAGUCCAUUCAAGGUCAAGUCAGAAUGGCUUUUCGAGUCACGAGCAAGCAGCACAGAAAGUCCUGCAGUCAGAGAUUGCACAGAAGGCUGUAGAUAUGGGUUUUGACCCCAUCAAAGUGGAGAGCGUUCUCCAGAAGUUACGUCAGAACAAUGAGGGCUAUGCUUCAGUGGAGGCUCUUAUUCAAGACAUCCAUGCACAGGAGAGCGCCAGUGACGUGCCUAAGAAAGUUGAGGACCCCAUGAUGAAACUUGAGAAACUCCAGAGGGAGAAACUAUGUAAAGUCUGCAUGGACAGUGACAUUAGCAUAGUCUUUAUUCCCUGUGGACACCUGGUCACUUGUCAAAAAUGUUCAGAAUCCCUGGACAAGUGUCCCAUCUGCUGUGCCACCAUCAUGCAGAAGAUCAAGACCUACAAUGCUUAAAAAACAAAGAAACCAGCACUCCAAUUGAAACAGUGGCAGAAUAUAAUCAUUCCUAAAAAUGCACAUAGAUGUAAAAUUUGAUUUAAGCUGUGUGUGUGUGUGUGUAUAUAUCUGUAGAUGUACUAAACUCUAGUAAAAUAUUGUUUUAUUUUUUCAUUAAGACCUUAAAAGAACACGCUGCACAUUUCAUGUUUUCUUUUGAUCGAGGCAGGGACACUACAUUAUUUAACAUAUAAUAUAUUGUAAUAUAUUGCAGGGAAAGACAUCUUUAUUAUGUGUCCCCGUAUAGCUGCUUCCCUCAAAUACACAAACUCAGAUCAUAGUGCCUUUAUGUAGACUACUUUUUAAUCAACUAUUUAUUUCCGGUUAUUAAUUUGGCAUAAUCAUGUGAUAAGAAAUAAUGUAGCCUAUCUUUGCUCUUUUAUUUAUUAUUAAAUAAUGAUUGCUUUAGAAUUUUAAUCACGUUCAAGGUUGAUUAAACUUUACCAGUCCAAACUUGUUUUUUCUUCUGAUACCUUUCUGUGAUCAUAAUUCUUUUAAUAAUAAUUUUAUUAUGCUUGGAAAUGAUAAUAAAGAAAAAUUCACAACAUAA